AUGGAAUUAGACGAACCCAGGGGCAAAAACGAUGGGUCUGUCAAUGGGAUUGGAUAUUUUGAAUGCCCACCAGGCUUUGGAAUUUUCACUCCUAUCUCCAAGGUUAGCAAGUCCUCAUCAAAUGUGAAACCGAAUCAUUGCCAAAUACAUUCUCCAACUGGAGGUUUGCCUCCCAGUGGCAUAAGAAGCGCAACAUCUAGAGGAUCAAUGACCUCUAGUGUGUCGAUGAUGAGCUCGGCUUCCACAGCUCCUAGAAGGGUAAGGCUGGGAGUAACGUCAUUGGCACCCAAGAAAUCACCCACAACACCGACUACCACUACCCGAACAGUAGCAGCUCGAGCAGCCUGGCAGUUACCUGCCACUCGAGCUGCUACUAUUUGGGUAGUGGUAGUCGGUGUUGUGGGUGAUUUCUUGGGUGCCAAUGAAGUUACUACCAGCCUUACCCUGCUAGGACCCGUGGAAGCCGAGCUUAUCAUCGACACACUAGAGGCCAUUGAUUUUCUAGAUGUUGCCCUUCUUAUGCCACUGGGAGGCAAACCCCCAGUGGGAUGA
This is a messenger RNA of Ceutorhynchus assimilis (cabbage seed weevil), 552 nucleotides long. The record is from the annotation of a GenBank genome assembly. NCBI's taxonomy places the organism in Eukaryota, Metazoa, Arthropoda, Insecta, Coleoptera, Curculionidae.